Molecule: messenger RNA, 1743 nt
Organism: Budorcas taxicolor (takin)
Lineage: Eukaryota; Metazoa; Chordata; Mammalia; Artiodactyla; Bovidae
Gene: GSTM3
Product: glutathione S-transferase mu 3
Exons: 8
Coding region: 80-757 (225 amino acids)
Biological process (GO): glutathione metabolic process
Molecular function (GO): glutathione transferase activity
Source: RefSeq, a predicted model, not a curated record
CUCCUACCUACGACGGGUAUAAAGCCCCUCCCGGUGGCCGUCUACCACCAGUGCGCGAAGGCACACGGGCGAUAUCGAAAUGGCUUCGUCCAAGUCUAUGGUUCUAGGUUACUGGGAUAUUCGCGGGCUGGCGCACGCCAUCCGCAUGCUCCUGGAGUUCACGGAUACAUCCUAUGAAGAGAAAAGAUACACGUGCGGGGAAGCUCCUGACUAUGAUAAGAGCCAGUGGCUGGAUGUGAAAUUCAAACUAGACCUGGACUUUCCUAACCUGCCCUAUCUCAUGGAUGGUAAGAACAGGCUCACCCAGAGCAAUGCCAUCUUGCGCUACAUCGCCCGCAAGCACAAUAUGUGCGGUGACACUGAAGAGGAAAGGAUUCGAGUGGACAUCAUGGAGAACCAAAUAAUGGAUUUUCGCAUGCAACUGGUACAACUCUGCUACAACCCUGACCACGAAAAGCUGAAGCCUCGGUACUUGGAACAGCUACCCGGACAACUGAAACAGUUCUCCUUGUUCCUGGGGAAAUACUCAUGGUUUGCAGGGGAAAAGCUCACCUUUGUGGAUUUCCUCACCUAUGAUGUCUUAGAUCAGAACCGUAUGUUUGAGCCCAAGUGCCUGGAUGAAUUUCCGAAUCUGAAGGCUUUCAUGUGCCGUUUUGAGGCUUUGGAGAAAAUAGCUACCUACAUGCAGUCUGACCGCUUCCUUAAGAUGCCUGUCAACAACAAGAUGGCCCAGUGGGGCAACAAGAGAAUCUGCUGAGCAGGAGGCAGGCUUGUACUGCUUGUUUUGUUCCAUUCCAUCCGUAGGAUACUUGUACCCGCUCUUUCCUGCUCUUUUCAAUAAAUAGCAUUCAGGCUACUGGUGUCCAGCUUGAUUUCUGUUGGGAAUAAAGGCCAAAGGGGAGUAAGGACAUGUGAAUUCAAUCACUGCAUGCCAGGAGCCAGUGUGAGGAAUCCCGCCCGUGACAAGGUCAUGAGGAAGGAAGCUGACAUACGCAAGGCAUGCUCAGACUUCAGGGGCCCCUCUGGAAAUUCCUAAGCAUUGUACCCCAACAAAAAUCUGCCGGUUUUUGUGCUCUGCUUUUCCACUCUUCUGACAUUCUCUGGAAAAGUCAAUUCAGGGCUUUAGUCUUCUGCAUUUCAAAGAGUGUUUCAAUCCAAAAUCCCCUCUGAUGGCUUUCUAGCCUGCCUGCAGGACUCGUACAGCUGCGCGUGUGAUUGUUUGAGGCCUCCUGACCGCAGGAGGCAUGGGAAGCUUAAAACAUCCUAGGAAUGCAGGCGCUUCCAAAGAGUCAAAAUCUUUAGAAUAGGACUGAUGAAAGGUUUCAUUUGUUGAGCCAAUGCUUGCUGCUAAAUUUUCAUAUCCUUUAUUUUUAGAUAUAGUUGGUAUAUAGAAAAACAAGUAGUAGACCUGGUAUUAGCAACAUUAGAUGUUUGAGUUAAGUACCUUCUUUGUUAUAACCCACUGCGCCUUUGUUCUAUAGAGAUGUAACUUUAGCGCUUUAAGGAGAUAUAGAUUAAAGAAAAACACUUCAGGGGAAACAAAAUUAACAUUCAUUAAGGAAGAGAGCCAAAAAGUGUUAACAAGCCUCUUGGCCAGAAGAUAAUGUAAAUCACCUGAGACCUUUUGUAUACAAAAUGAUGUAUAGAAAGAGUCUAGGCUGCGAACGCUACAUAAUUUUGUGUUACCCAUUGAUCUCCAUGUUUUAUCAAAAAUAUAAAAGGCCUUCUGAACAAUAAAGGAUU